AUGGCCUCGCCAUCGUCCGGCUCGCAGCCGAGUGCGGGCGGCAUCAACCAGAUGGCUUUUUGUCACGAGUGCGGCAUCGAGAUCCGCCCGCUCAUGACGCCCGACCCCACCUGUCCACGCUGCAACGGUCAGUUCGUCGAGAUCAUUGAUCAAGGUACCGCUACCCAUCCGGCCGACUUUUUCGACGAUCCCGACGAAGAUGACGACUUUCCCUUUCAGCCUUUGCAUCCACACGCCAGUCGUGCCGGCGCAGCACCCUCAAUCGCCUUCGGCGCGCCUACCGGUGGUCAGGGGCUCGGCGGGCUGCUGAUGGCGCUGGCGUCAGGUGCCGCACGCGCGCAAGAAGGAGCCAACCGCACACAACCUUCCAGCUCGUCGGGUGCGCAGUCAGAUUCAAACGCUGCAGCGCCAGCGCAGGAGCCACGGUCUCGAGAGUCGGAAUCACAGUCUACAACACGCUCGGGCUCCACAUCCUUUGGCCCGCUCGGUCUGCAGUGGAACGUCCAGUAUGGCUCGGGCGGGGGAGAUCCGUACCAGCGCGCGGCGCAGCAGCAGCAGCAGCAACAGCAGCAACAACAGCAACAACAGCACGACAUGCGCACUCCACCGACGCUGUCCAACUUUCUUCGUUUUGCUUUCGGCGAGCCCGCACAGCCAGACGACGACCACGUGCAUGACGACGGCAUGGGUGGUGCCGGCAGCGCUGCGGACGGCCGACGCUUCAACCACGACAACCGCGGCACCGGCACCUACCACCAGCCGCCGCAAUCGCCGCAGGCGCGCACCGACGAGCUGCCGCCCGAGCUCGCUGCGCUGCGCAAUCUCUUCACGGGCCUAUUUGGCGAGCCGGGUGCACCAGGGGGCGGAGGAGGGUCGCUGCUCGACGUGCUGGCGGCAGGUGCGCACGGCGGGCCGCGCGGGCAGUGGGGCGACUACGUGCUCGGCCAGCAGGGGCUCGACGACAUCAUCAGCCAGCUCAUGGAGCAGACGCAGGGAUCCAAUGCCCCGCCCCCCGCGUCCGAGGAGGUCAUCGAAAAGCUCGAGCGAUUCACACGCGAGGAUACGGAGAGGAUCCAACGUGCAAAGAAUCAGGACUGCCCCACGUGCAAGGACGACUUUCUCCCCACGCCCGACGACAGGCAGGAGGAAGGGGAGGAGGCGGAACAGCAGGAGGAGUUGGUGUCCAUGCCGUGCGCGCACAUCUUUCACGAGGACUGUUUGGUGCCCUGGCUCAGGCUGCACGGCACGUGUCCCGUGUGUAGGGUGAGCAUCGCCAAGCCGCGCGGUGAGGGCGAUGCUAGUGCUGCAGGUGGCAGUACAGAUGCGCGAGGGGCAGAUACGCAGGACGGAGAUGCGGUGGAUGCAACGGGGAGUGUUCCUGGAGGGUGGCCUUCACCGCCGAACCCGUUCAGUGCGUUCUUCAUCACGGCAUUUGGCAGCGGUAACGGCAACGGCAACGGCAACACGCUUUCCGGCACCGGUAAUGGCUACGGCAACGGCAAUGGCGGUGGGGAUGCGAGGGUUUCGCACGACUCGCGCGGGACGACGACAACCACGUUCCAGACGCAGCCACCUGCGUCGACUACGAUCACGUCCACCGUGUAUCCGUCGCCACCUGCCACGGCUGGAGGGACGAACGGGGUGGAGGUGAAUGCGAUCGUAUCGAGUCCGCCUCUGGUGGAUGAUCGCGACGACUUCUUCCCGCAACAGCAGGAGGGUGAGAGUAGGGACGAGAUGCGGGAUCGGAUUCGACGUGCGACCGAGGCGCGCAUGGGUGGACCCACAUUGGAGCCGGAUGAACUGGACUAG
Moesziomyces antarcticus is the source of this 1809-nucleotide messenger RNA. Its product is annotated as RING finger protein 115. The record is from RefSeq and is a predicted model, not a curated record. NCBI's taxonomy places the organism in Eukaryota, Fungi, Basidiomycota, Ustilaginomycetes, Ustilaginales, Ustilaginaceae. Gene Ontology annotation, molecular function: ubiquitin protein ligase activity. The transcript has a single exon. The coding region runs from base 1 to 1809 and encodes 602 amino acids.